Phasianus colchicus (ring-necked pheasant) is the source of this 4891-nucleotide messenger RNA. It is a transcript of the gene TSEN2, whose product is annotated as tRNA splicing endonuclease subunit 2. Gene Ontology annotation, biological process: tRNA-type intron splice site recognition and cleavage; tRNA splicing, via endonucleolytic cleavage and ligation. The record is from RefSeq and is a predicted model, not a curated record. NCBI's taxonomy places the organism in Eukaryota, Metazoa, Chordata, Aves, Galliformes, Phasianidae. Gene Ontology annotation, cellular component: tRNA-intron endonuclease complex; cytoplasm. Gene Ontology annotation, molecular function: tRNA-intron lyase activity; nucleic acid binding.
CCAGAAUUUCCAUGGGAAUUUCUGCUGAUCCAGGGAAACUGGAACUGCAAAUGUAAAUAACAGCCCAUCCUCCCAACUACUGUUCAGAUCACCUUGUGAGAAAGAAAUGGUUUUUUUUUUAAGAACACAUGUCAAAACAUUUCUCUUGACUACAACCAGCACAGGCUAAGAAAAUUUUGCAGGAACAUUUUGUUGAAACCAGAAAGAGAAAUGAAUCUAAUGACAAAUUAUGACUUAUUUUUUGUGAGAUUUUAUGCAAAACUGUUUUUUGUUUUGUAUGGCAUCUAAAAUUGACGAAAGACAUUACUAGAAUAUGUAAUUCUUCUACAGUUUUAUUACUAACUUCCUUGAGAAAACACAAGAAAAUGCUACAUGGGCAAAUAGUUUUACAGGCUGAUAUUUCUAUUUCUUCUAAUAAGCUUAAGAUUGUAAAUUAUGUAUUUAAAAAGGUACCUCACCUGUUUUGGCUGAGGUGGGACUGGGAACUAACUUCCCAACUCCUUCCAAAAGUCUCCAGAUACCCCCAAAAUAACCCCUUUGUUAGCAUAACUCUCCAGCACUUCCCUGCAUGUGGAACUUAGUUUUAUUGGCACUAGAGUCUCUAUAGCAUGAAAAUUAAUUAAUAUUAUAUUUUAAAUGUUAGUAAAUUUGAGUUCUCAUUGCAUACAUGGAAUUUACUUCAUCUAAUGAUUCCAGGCAAGCUUGCAGUAUGACUUUUCAGAAAGCUGGCAUCAGUUUGGACCUCAAUUGAAUAAAGUCAACAGAAUAAUUAAGCUCAGAAUCAAGAAGUAGUAAGUAAUGGAGUGCCCUGCAUCAGAAGCAAUGAAUCAGCCACACACAGCAUGAAAUGGUCUAUUCUCAUGAAGACAUUACUAAACCAAAAGACCACAUAACAGAAAUGGAAGUCUGCGAGAUGAUUUAACAAAAGCCUUUCAGCCUCUGUAGGGCAGUACAGGGUAUUGCAGUUUCCAUGGCACUGCAGAGAUCAGAAAAACAGAAAGGAUAAAUCCUGAAAACUGCCACAAAGUCAUCUUUGGUCCUUUUAUUGCAGUCCCUUGUCUCAAGUCAGGAUCAACUUCAGCUGCAUCUGAAAAAUAUUUAACUAGCGUGCUGUUAGAAUUUCCACUAAUGGAAAUAAAACAAAAGCAUCUCCCUCUCUGUAAUGGCCUAUUUUGUUCAUUUUACAUUUUCUAGACUGAGUCAUGAAAUGACUCAUGUCUUUCCUCAUGUCACUCUUGUCACACUCUUCUUGACUCUGUCCAAUUGCUCUACAUUUAUCAUGACCCAUUCUUCUAACUGGACACUCUUCCGUUCAGGUUCUUAGUAAAAGAAAUGCUCAUUCACUUCAUGCCUUGGAUAUGGCACUCCUGCAUGUAAACACCAGUACGAUACCCUUUUUCACAUUCUGACCAAUUUCCAACUCGUGGUUCUCUGUAAUCCUCAGCAUCUGCUUUCCAGAGGUUCUGCCCAGUCAUCUUGCUGCUGCUGUGUCAUUUGCUGUCUCAUCAUAAAAAGGGAAAUCCAGACAUCUGCGAAAGUGUCUGUGCAACUGCUGAUAUUCUAAAAUAACAUAUACGUGUAUUGUAAUGACUCAUCUUAAAGUGAUCUUGUCCUGCAGAUAGCAAUUUUUCUGGUUGAAGAACAAUCUAGACUUAUAAUCAGAAAAAGAAAUGGGAACAGAUAUUCACUGCAUGUUCACUUGAUGAAAGGAGUGUGAUUUAGUGAACUGACGGAAUGGCGUACGCUGUGGUUUCCUUUCAAGGCUGUAUGAAGAUAAUGAGAUGUGGUAGAAAGCAACUGACCUGUAGCUUGUUGUUGUUUUGUCUGCUGCUCGCUGUAACGUACGUCUCACAGCACUGUGUCUGCACAGCGGGAAUAUACAGGCUUAUCUAUCCUAGAUAAACUCUAAUUUCAUUUGAAAGCAACUUGAUUUGACAAAUUUAUCGGGAAUUCUGAAGCCAAGUGACAUUUUUGAUACUUGCUUAUUUUGUUUUAACACACAGGUACUUUCAUGGUGGCAAAAGAAGCACUUGUUUAGAUUUCUCACAUUUAGCUCUGACUCCUGCGUGGCCUUAUAACCUACAUUCCUCUUCCCAGGUCUUUUAAACGGGGAUAAAUGAAUUGCUCAUAGCAGCACUGUGCUUUUGCAUCUUGUCAUCAGCACGUUCGCUGAUCGGACUUUCUGCUGGGUUGCUCCCAGGACCGAUGUCCUUCCUUCGAUCCCUCACAGCACCUCGGAGCGAGGAGCCGCAGUUGCCCUGUAGCUGUGCGUAUCAUUGCGACUUUGCCGAGCGCGGCCUAAACUGGCAACGAGCGCAGCGCCCUCCCGCGCCCACAACCGCCGCCGCCGCCACCGCCGCUCGCGCGCAGGCGCGGCCGCCUGGAGGCGGAGCGUAGUGGUGCUGCUGCGGCGGCGGGGCCGGCAGGAGGCGGUGCUGUAGGGAGAUGGCCGAAGCCGCUUUCCGUCCCCCGAGAAGGAAAAGAAGGGUGUUUGAGUGCUACCAGGCGCCUUUCCCUGUGGGUGCCGGCGGGGGGGAUUUCAGGAUGUACCGGGCUGACAUGGUCAACAACAGCGUCGUGGUGCGGAGCCCCGAGGACGUGGAGCAGCUGUACAGCAAGGGCUAUUUUGGAAAAGGCAUUCUUUCAAGAAGUCGACCAGUGUACAGCAUUUCUGAUCCUUCACUGGUUUCCAAAUGGCAAGGUGCCAACCUAAACAUGCCUAUAAUCACAUCGAAAAAGUAUCAGCAGCGUGUUCAGUGGGCUAAAAGUGCCUUGAAAGAGCAAGGAUUUGAUAGCUGCUCUGUGACCAAAAUUCUUGAGAAUUACACUAGGCCUCUUGAAUUUCCAUUUUUGGAAAAGGGUGGAGCUGAGCAAACUGGUGAUAGCUGCGACACAAUGGGUCCAAACGCAGAAAAUACAGAACUUUCCAGGCAAUCUUCUAUAAACGCUGGAAACAUAGUGACUUUGAGUCCUGAGCCUCAGAAGGAGGUCUGCCAGAAAGCCUGUGCAGAAGGAGAUCUGGCUUCUGAUGUCGUGAUUGCUCUUGGCUCGGAAGAAAAGGAGCCUGCUGUUGUGAAAGAGGCAGCCCAAGUGUCCUGCCAGAAGCAUGUUUCUCAUGUGCAUCAUGGCUGUGAGGCUGAGGGGGGCCCCGAGCAAGAAUCGUGCAACAUGGCCAAGUCAAGAGAAUGUGCUCCAGAGUAUGUGCUUGUGCAAGAGGAAGAAGAUGGUAGCUUAUGUCCUGAAGAGGGCUCUGCUCACGAGCAAGAAAAUUUUGUCAAGAAGGAAAAACUAGUCUGCAGAAGAAAUCCAUUUAGGAUUUUUGAGUAUUUACAACUCAGCUUGGAAGAGGCUUUUUUCUUGGUGUACGCUCUGGGAUGCUUAACUGUUUAUUAUGGUGAGGAGCCCUUAACUAUUUUGAAGCUAUGGGAAAUUUUCAGCGAAGUGAAGCCUAGUUUUAAAACUACUUACAUGGCGUAUCAUUACUUCCGCAGCAAGGGUUGGGUCCCCAAGGUUGGACUGAAGUAUGGAACUGAUUUCUUGCUGUAUCGAAAGGGCCCUCCCUUCUAUCACGCAAGUUACUCUGUCAUUGCUGAAUUAGUUGAUGACAGUUUUGAAGGUUCUCUUCGCAGACCGCUGAGCUGGAUGUCCUUGUCUGGUUUGAACAGAACAACUGUUAAUGCUUCGAAGGAACUUAUGUUAUGCUAUUUGAUUAAACCAUCUGAUAUGACUGAAGAAGAGAUGGCCACGCCAGAAUGUUUGAAAAGAAUUAAGGUCCAGGAACUGAUUGUAACUCGUUGGGUGUCUUCCCGUGAGCGCAGUGAGCAAGAUGAUCUUUAACUGAAUCAUAGGAAGAAUCUAAUUCUUCUUAUAAACAUUUUGUUGUUUUUUCACCUGAUCCCUGAGACAAUGGCUCAUCAUCAGUUUCUAUCGGCAUUUUCAGUUGGUAUGUAUAAAUGCUGACUAAAGUCCAAGCAUAUCCUGUUCAUUUAAAUACAAAGGUGUAAAAUGGAAAUGUCAGCAGAGUGAUUGCUUUUUCAAGCUGAAUAUCUGCAUGUGUGUUGACUGUAUGUGGCACAGUGCUGUACUUGUAACUAGAGAUGACUAUACUUCAUGCUUUGGUACUAUUAUAACAAAUACUUUAUAGCAGAUAGUUCUACCAGGACACUGAUACUUUGCCAUGUAUUUAUAUUUCAAUAGUUGGAAUUCAAAAUUUAAAAUGAGGUAUGGAUUCUGAUAUACUCAGAAAUAGCAUGCUGUAAUUUAUUUUUGUAAGCCAAAUGUUAGCUAAAGAACUCUGAAUUGCUUGAAGGUUUCUGGACAGGAGGACUCUUAGCAGCAGAAUUGAGCAUUUCAAACUGGUUGUCUCUAUCAUGUUGUGUUUCUGAAUAUGCUUUUAAAGGAACCAGGAAUUAGAAUUUAGCAAGAAGUGAAAUAAGAUGGGGGUGUAGUCUUUGCAGUUUGUGUUUACAAAAUUAUAAACUAGAUAUGGACAAACCAUAGUGGUUUGAUUGUUUCUCUAUUGUUGAGGAAACAACUAAAUCUAGGUCAGGUCUACGUUUACUUUGCAGAAGCUAGUAGAAGGGAAGAUAUACAUGUUUUCUUAAGCUAGAAUAUAUGUAAAUAAAAGUGUGUAGAAUAAUGAGCAGUAAAAUUUUGUCCUCAGCAUACACUUCUCUGUAAUGUACAAGAGGUAGAAGUGCUGUUGGAGCAUCUUUCUAUUUCUUUUAAACAUAAAUUGCUUUUGGAUAAGUUCUUACCUUUUUUUCUCUGUGAUGGGUCCAGAUGUGUCUGUUGUUCAUUACAGAUAGAAUGCUGUAUGACUACCCUUUAAUGCUGUGGGUCUGUCUUGGUUUGAGGAAUAACAUGUAAAAUAUAAAGAAGGACUGGAAAA